Molecule: messenger RNA, 824 nt
Organism: Adineta steineri
Lineage: Eukaryota; Metazoa; Rotifera; Eurotatoria; Adinetida; Adinetidae
Source: the annotation of a GenBank genome assembly
AUGGCUGUUGCACGACAAUAUCAUACAGCAUCCAUAUUAGGAAACGGAAAGGUAUUAGUUACUGGUGGAUCUAAUGGCAGUAAUAGUCUUAAUAGUGCUGAAUUAUAUGACCCAACAACAGGUAUUUGGACAACUACAGGAUACAUGAAUGUUGCACGACAAUACCAUACAGCAUCUAUAUUAGGAAAUGGAAUAAUAUUAGUUACUGGUGGAAAUAAUGGUAGUAUUUAUCUCUACAGUGCUGAAUUAUAUGAUCCAACAACAGGUAUUUGGACAACUACAGGAAACAUGAAUUAUGCACGAAUCUUUCAUACAGCAUUCUUAUUAGAAAAUGGAAAUGUAUUAGUUACUGGUGGAUUUGGUCGUAUUUAUCUCAGUAGUGCUGAAUUAUAUGAUCCAACAACAGGUAAUUGGACAAGUACAGGAAACAUGAAUUUUGCACGAGAAUAUCAUACAGCAGCCAUAUUAAGAAAUGGAAUAGUAUUAGUUACUGGUGGAUAUUAUAAAAGUGCUCUCAAUAGUGCUGAAUUAUAUAAUUCAACAACAGGUAUUUGGACAAUUACAGGAAAGAUGACUUUUGCGCGACAAUUUCAUACAGCAUCCAUAUUAGAAAAUGGAAAUGUAUUAGUUACUGGCGGUUCUGGUAGUUCUUAUCUCAGUAGUGCUGAAUUAUAUGAUCCAAUAACAAGUAGUUGGACAAUUACAGGAAACAUGAAUGUUGCACGAGAAAAUCACACAGCAUCCAUAUUAGGAAAUGGGACAGUGUUAGUUACUGGUGGAUCUGGUAGUUCUUAUCUCAGUAGUGCUGAAUUAUAUGAUCCAAC